Messenger RNA from Prorocentrum cordatum, 3495 nucleotides. The record is from the annotation of a GenBank genome assembly. NCBI's taxonomy places the organism in Eukaryota, Dinophyceae, Prorocentrales, Prorocentraceae.
AUGGUCGUGACCACAAAGAACGCACAGGUCAGUUUGCUGGUCGUUCGCAACGCCAAGGAGUGGUCUCACGAGGACGCGGACGGCGGCGCGGGCGAACCGGCGAUGAUAUCUGCCAUCGACGUGGUCACGCAUGCCUGCACUGUUUAUUGGUGCGAGUGUCGGCAGGUCCACGACUGCAGAAUCGGCAGGAAGGGCGAGCUCUGCAAGCCGUCAGGCGCCAUCCCGAGGUCGCUUGGAAGGGAAGACGGGCUGGCAAGCGUGCGCAUGGCGCAGUCCGCCAUGGAAGCCAUGAAGACUCUGUUCGAGGGCCGCGGCAAGAAAGGACACCCGAUCACAACCCUGGUCGAGCCGUUUGCUCGGCAGGUCUCGCCGCUCGCCCGACAAUUCUCCUACGCGCAGUGCGCAGACAAGACGCAGACGGUCAUCAUAUCCGAUUGGGGCGACACGUUGUUCCCAACCACAUACGUGAAGCGCGAUCUGGACCUCUCCCCCAAUCACGGCCUGAAUGACCAGGCGCCCAAUCCUCUGAUGAAGGUGCGUGCCCGGACCGCGCUGGCGAAAGCCGCGGGCGCCGCCGACCGAUGCUUCUAUCCUGGGAUCGGCGAGCUCAUCGAGAAACUCAACAUCCAGAUUGCGUACGCGCGGGAUGGCGAGCACAGAGACCACAGCAAGGUCAGCGAGAUGGCCCAGAAUCAGUUCGAGAAGUUCUGGGCUGAGACGAAGGGCAUGGCCAUCUCCGAGGCGCCGGGAGAGGCAGCGUCUCCCGCGGGGGGCAUCAACAAAGUGCCGUUCAAGAGAGCCCUGCAGAACCUCGCGAGCUCCAAGGAGAGCGAGCGGCGCCUUUCGCAGAGCAAGAGCGGGUGGGCAGAGCAGAUCGGGAGCAGCAUCAGGGCAAUGUUGCGCCACGUGUCCACGGCUCUCUGCAGGCCAGACGAGAUCCCGAGGUGGGCGGAGGAGUUCAAGGGCGACGACGCGACCGACAGCCAGCCCUGCGGCCACCUGGGCGACGACGUCCCAAUCAGCCCGAUCGCUUAUCCGAAGGUGCUCGACAAGGGCGACACGUACUUCUACGGUGUGGCAGCUGAUAUGAAGGUGGCGUGGAGGAAGAAGCGCGACGGUUCUGAUCAUCGAGAAUACUCGACGGCCGUGACCGAGGAGCUCGAUGACGACAAGACCGUCCGCGUCGCCGAGUUUGGCGGGGCGGCAAAAUGGGCAAUGCCGAACUCGGCGAUGCCCCCAGAGGCGGCAUCCGAGAAGCAAGGGGCGGCGACAAUGUGGAGCGGCCAGCUGCGCGACGACAGCAGCGCCACGGUAAAGCUCACCUGGGUCACGAGGACUGACGAGAAGUGGCUGGCGCCGUGGGCGACGCGGCCCAAGCUGCGUGAUCAGCGGCAACUCCAGCUGCUGAAGUACGCGGACGCAGCGGCCGCGGAGGCUUUCGUCAAGAAGCUCGCGAUGGACUUCGCGGCAGGGAAGGUGGACAAGGCAGAGAUGGAAGCGCUCAAGAAAUCAUGGGUGGAGAAUAACGGCGGUGCUAGCGACGGCGCCGCGAGGAAGCGCCCUGCCGCCAAGGCCAAGGCAGGUGCCAAAACGAAGGUGCAGACGACUACUGGGGGCGAUCCUAAGUUCGAAGAGAAGGGCGGCGACGACGGCGAGUCGCCCGCAGAUGACGAUGGCGAGGGCGACGAGGGCCAUCGCAGGCAUUCAGAUGAAGCUGAAGAUGGCGACGCUGGCGGAGUCGGCGCAGAGAACAUGGAUGAUGGCCACGACGACGUCGAGACCAGCGUGCGCCAGAGGCCGGCCGCGAAGAAGAUCAUCGCCGCGAAGCGCCAGAAGCUGCAGGGCGCCAUGAAGGGCGAUGACAAGCUUGAGGACACGUCGUUGGGCGAGGGCAAGGACAAGACGUCGGCCAAGGGCGUGGAGCUGAACGCGCAGCGGCCGCGGGUGCUGGCGCGGGCGGGGUCCGAGCCCAUCUUCGGCACCACGCAGCCCGAGUGCCCCGAGACGCCGAUCAAGACCGCGAGGCCCAAGGAGGAGUACUUUGCCAAAUUGAUCGAGGAUUCGAUCCGCUCGGCCCCCGAUAUGCCAGACGAGCUGGAUAUCCUUGGUCAGUUCGGGGGCCUCCUGACCAGCCAGCCGAUCGCUCAGUUCCGACAGCGGGCCGGGGUGACCGAGCCGCCCAGCAAGGAGAAGCCUCCAGAGGUUCCGACCGUGGGCGAUGACGGCACCCCCCUGACUGAGAAGGACAAAAAGGAGCUCGAGUUCUGGAUGAAGGCGGCUGCGUCAAACUUUGAGUUUGCCGCCAGGGGAGCCGCAGGGAACCCCGCGGCUGGCAGGUGGGGGCGAGCGCCCGAGGCCAGUGAGCAACUAGAGGGCAGGUACGAGAAGGCGACUGCAGGCCUCGAAGGGAAGGCGCCGUGGGCCAAACAGAAGGAGUUCAUGCAGACUUGGCGGCAGGAAGAGUACGAGAAGCACAUGAAGAGGAGCUCCAAGCCGGUAAGUACGAAGAAAACAUGGGCAAAAACAUGCAAAUACUUGUCCAUCGCACGGAUGGCAUGGAAUGAAGGUGGAGGGAAGGCCGGAUGGCUCGCAGCGUCCAAGAGGAUGACCAAAUGCAUAGCCAUGGGACCACCGUUCCUGAAGUACGACGGGUGGUCGGAAUCUCUCAAAGGAUUGUUCGCGGAGGAGGAGUACAGCGAGGAGUUCGACGAGACGUGGGCCCAGCGCGAGGAGUGGCUGACCAAGAUGACGCCCGAGGAGACGGCGGCAGCUGGCACGGGCGCCCUGCCUGCGCCCGCAGCCGCGGCAAGCGCCCAGCCUGCGCCAGUAGCCGUCCUGCCUGCACCCGCAGCCGCGGCGGUUACCCCCGCGCGUGAGACGCCAGCACCGCGCGCUGCCACCAUCGGCAGCUCUGCCGCCAGCAGCGGCUCUGACGCCAGCGGCAGCUCUGGCGCGGCUGGCGCGGCGGCGGUGGCAGCACGUCAGCCCACAGCGGCCGACAAGGGCAUCGAGCGGAGCAAGCCCGAGAGCAGCGGUGAUUCGGAUCGUAUCGAGGCUGGCGCUGGCAAGGGCAAGGGCGCUUGCGGCAAAUGCUCUCGGGGCAAGAACAAGAACGGCAACGCCGAGACUCCGCGGCAGAAGAAGACCACGAACAGCAUCCCGACCGACUUGCUGACGGACGCGAAGGCCAGCAUCGCGAAAUACGGCCUGGCGAUGAUUGCAGCCCACAUGACGAUGAACAACAUCACGAGUGGCAAGGCAGCGUGGGAGUUCGUGAAGGAGGAGCCUUCCCGCUACGCCAAGCUGCAGAAGGCGUUGACAAGCAAGCUGCCUGACGCCAAGAGAGUCCUGGGGGAAUCCAAGUUCAACGCAGCGCUGGUGGCGGCAUGCGGCCUCAAGAACGCUAUUGAGACACUGGCCAAGGAGGAUAAGAUUCUCAACUGGGGGGCGCAGGCUCGCGAGGAUGCCGACGGAGAUAGGCUGAUCGCGCCAUGA